AUGCCAAGUCCAAAUAAAACUGUUAAAUCUUAUUUAAAACUUGAUAAUAGAGUGGUCUCCUUGGAGAUGUCGCCCUCUAAUGAUCUGUUCUUAUCUGGAAGUAUAAACGAAGGAGUGAAAUUAUGGGACUUAAGACAAUCUAAUGAAAUUGGUUACCUUCACAUUCAAGCGGGGAGGCCUUGCGUAGCAUUCGAUCCCUCUGGACGCGUAUUCGCGAUUGGUCUUCAAAAUCUUGAUAACUCUUUGCGAUUGUAUGAUGUGCGACAAUAUGAUAAGGCGCCUUUCAGUACAUUUAACGUUUUUGAUAGCUAUAUGGCCCCAAGUAUUUAUCCAAACCCACCUAUAUUUCCUGAAUGGACGGGACUUAAGUUCAGUAACGAUGAUGAUAAAAUAUUAGUAACUACUGCAGGAGAUGUUCAUUAUAUAGUUCACGCUCAUACAGGUGAAUUAAAGUCACGAUUGGUUGGACAUGUGGGACUUAAUAACACAUCCUCUUUUUUGGGUGGUGAAGAGACUAGCUUCACACCAGAUGGCCGUUAUGUAAUAGCAGGAUCCCAAGAUGGACAGAUAAACUUUUGGGAUACAGGAACAUCCUUAAACACAUCAGCCAUUAUAUCAGAUGGAAUUGAUUUAAGACCUAUUCAUACUCUAGAGCAUCACGUUAGGCCAACACAGGUUGUAAGAUUCAACCCAGCAAGGCUUAUGAUGGUCAGCGCAUGUACAGAUUUGGCAUUUUGGUUGCCAUCCAUUGAUUCGGAAGAAUCGGAUAACGUAUCAAAUAAUGAAGCAGUUGCCGAUUCGUCCCUUGAAGUCGUAGAUACUUUAGACACUUCAAAUGUGCAAAGCACGCCUAAUGAUGAUAUAUCACAUACAAGUGAUACGACUAUCACAUCUAUAUCUACUUAA
Cetraspora pellucida is the source of this 906-nucleotide messenger RNA. Lineage: Eukaryota; Fungi; Glomeromycota; Glomeromycetes; Diversisporales; Gigasporaceae. The record is from the annotation of a GenBank genome assembly.